Molecule: messenger RNA, 1362 nt
Organism: Drosophila ananassae
Lineage: Eukaryota; Metazoa; Arthropoda; Insecta; Diptera; Drosophilidae
Product: odorant receptor 22a
Exons: 4
Coding region: 18-1211 (397 amino acids)
Biological process (GO): detection of chemical stimulus involved in sensory perception of smell; sensory perception of smell
Cellular component (GO): plasma membrane
Molecular function (GO): olfactory receptor activity; odorant binding
Source: RefSeq, a predicted model, not a curated record
AAAAUAAAGUCGUUGAAAUGUUGAGCAAGUUGUUUCCGAGCGCAAAGGAAAAGUCGCUGGAGGAGCCGGUGCAGUCGCGGGAUGCCUUCAUUUAUUUGAAUCGAGGAAUGUGGGUAGUUGGAUGGACAGAGCCCCACGAAAAAAGAUGGACGGUUUUGUAUCGAAUGUGGUUCAUGUUAACAACACUCAUGAUAAUUAUCCUGGUGCCUCUGUCAAUGGUGGCAGAGUACGUUCAAAGAUUCAGGAGCUUUUCAGCAGGCGAAUUCCUGAGUUCCCUAGAGAUUAGUGUGAAUAUUUAUGGAUGCUCCGUCAAAUGCGUUGCCACAAUCAUGGGCUACCGAAAAUUCCAGGAGGCCAGAAAAAUUCUUGACAAACUGGACGAAAGUUGCCAAGAAAAUGCGGAAAAAGUGAUAGUGCGUCGAUAUGUGGCUUGGGGUAACCUAGUUUUUAUGAUCUUUCAGGUCUUAUAUUCCUUUUUCGUGGUCACCAACUGCGGGGGCUACAUGCUAAUGGGUAGUCAUGCCUGGAGGAUGUACGUCCCGUUUAUUAAUCCCAAUAAUAACUUUUACAUGACCAAUCUCUUGGAGUUUAUCCUAAUGAAUUUCGUGGUUCUCAUGGAACAAUGCACGGAUGUCUGUGCCCUAACCUACAUUCUGUUGGGUCGCUGUCAUAUCAUAUUGCUCAAGGAUCGCCUCACCAGACUUCGAAUUGAUCCCGACAAGAGCGAGGAGGAGCAUUGCAUGGAGUUAAACAAAUGUAUUCAGGAUCAUCGCUUAAUUUUGGACUAUUUCAACGUUCUGCGACCCGUUUUCUCAAAGACCAUCUUCAUACAGUUCUUACUUAUUGGUAUCGUCCUUGGCCUGUCGAUGAUCUAUAUCCAGUUCUUCGCCACCUUUUGGAUGGGAAUUAUCAAUUUAGUGUUUAUGUUCGACGUAUGUUUGGAGACUUUUCCAUUUUGUUACGUGUGCAACCUAAUCAUAGAUGAUUGCCAAGAGCUGGCCGACAGUCUGUUUCAAUCCAAUUGGAUGUCGGCCGAUCGUCGCUACAAGUCCACUCUAAUAUAUUUUCUUCACAAUCUGCAGCAACCCAUUGCUCUCACAGCUGGGGGAGUUUUCCCUAUUUGCAUGCAGACUAAUUUAUCGAUGGUCAAGUUGGCUUUCUCUGUCGUCACGGUUAUUAAACAAUUUAAUCUGGCUGAGAAGUUCCAGUAGGACAGGAGUCAAUAAUAAUCAACCAUAAUAAUAAAUCAUCAAAAUCGAAGUUACUAAAAUACACAUACGUAUGUGACACAUGUAGGCACAUAAAUUAGAAAAUUGCAUGCAAAUAUCACUAUUCAAGUUCAGCUUUCAAUAAAGGAGCAAA